AUGGACAGCCACGCCGAGUGCAGCAAGGAUGCAACUACACCACGAUCGAAAAUCAACGGUGGUGCAGGGCUGAAGCGCACGACGGUGCAGCACCAGCAGCUGCCUCCGCGGCCCAAACUCGUCCCCGCCUAUCCCUCGGCGACGGAACGCACGCCACCUCGCAACUCGCAAGCCGAUGCAUCGAGCUUGCCCUUUUCGCUUGCCGGUCUGCCAGCAACUCAGGAUGGAGAGGCGGACGAUAGGUGGGUGUCGGUGGUUACAGCGCCGGCGUAUGCGCCGCUUCGGUGCUGGCGCAGCGUGAUGCAGAGCCUGAUACGGCAUCCCGAGCGCAACUCGAGCAACAUCCUUCGAGCCGACAUCCUCGCAGACACGUCUACUUCCGAAAGUAGCGAGAAGGAGGCAACCGGUGGCUGGAUGAAGCAGUGGACAGUGCGUAGGGCACUGCUCCCGCGCCGGCCGAACCUCGAUUGGCGCAUGGAGCAGGACUGCUCCCUCUACUACCGCUACCGAGCUGCAGGCAUGGCAUCGAAUCAACACGAUGGAGAAGAUCAAGCGCAUGGUGAUGGCCACAACGACGUCGACAACAUCGAAGAGGCUCUUGUGGUGUACACGCCUCUGGUGGGUGUGGAGGGUCACCCCAAAUUGGCUGUCCCGCCCACAGUACAACCAGCGGUCAUCGGCGCUCCUCCACCGCACGAGGCGUAUGUGCCGUUCUACCACCCCAAAGUACGCGCAUUGGCCUUCCACUUUUGCUGCAUGCCCACCUCGGACGAUUCUGAAGCUGUUGUUUACGGCGAGCUCGGCAUCUCCCUCGUUCCCUUCUCUGCCUCGGGUGCCGAGCCAGAGUUUGGGCCGACGCAUCGGCUGUCGCGCGUGGGGCUGUCGCUGCUCACCACGCUGCAUAUGCACACGUGGGGCGAGCUGCACAGCUACCAGAAGCGCGUGCACCACGACCAGAUCGUCGCACGCACGCUGUACCAGGACACGUAUCUGGAGCUCAAGUCGCGCUAUGCCUCGCACCUCAUUGCGACCUGGGCCGAGGCGACCGACCCGACCAAGCACGUGUUUGAGGAGAUGGGAAUCGCCGCCUUCCUCAUUGCGCUGUGGCAGCAGCUGUACGCAUCCGACCAACCCGCCGAUGGGAAAGAGGAGUGGAAGCGCGGGGUAAAGUUCGUCGAUGUCGGAUGUGGCAAUGGCUUGCUCACCUACAUCCUUAGCCGCGAGGGGUUCAAAGGUGUAGGGUUGGAUCUGCGCGCUAGAAAGAGCUGGACGCAGUACAGGAACGAUGGCGCAGAGCUGCACGAAUGGACGUUCAAUCCCGCCGACCUUGUUGGCACGCCCCCGCCGAGCGACGGUUGGCAAGGCGCAUUUCUGAUCGGCAACCACGCUGAUGAGUUGACGCCGUGGCUUCCCGUGCUGGCGACACACUACGGCUGCCGCGGAUUCAUCAACUUGCCCUGCUGCUACUUUGCCUUGGACGGCACGAGGGAUUUCCCACUACUGCUGCGUGGAGUUGUACCGCGCAACGAGCAGUAUCUUGCGUACAUUUCGCAUGUCCAUCAGCACUUUGGUUGGCAUGUGGAACUGGAGCCACUGCGCAUUCCAAGCACCAAAAACUGGUGCUUUGUGGGACGAACUCGCACUCCUCUCGACCCCGAUGCUCAGGACGUCGACGUCUUUCAAGAGCGCCUCGACGUCGCUAUCCAACAAGCCCUCGCCUCGGGCUGGGCGCCUCGCUCAGGCCAAACCUAG
Molecule: messenger RNA, 1752 nt
Organism: Moesziomyces antarcticus
Lineage: Eukaryota; Fungi; Basidiomycota; Ustilaginomycetes; Ustilaginales; Ustilaginaceae
Product: DUF1613-domain-containing protein
Exons: 1
Coding region: 1-1752 (583 amino acids)
Biological process (GO): tRNA methylation
Molecular function (GO): tRNA (uridine) methyltransferase activity
Source: RefSeq, a predicted model, not a curated record